AUGGCUAUUGCUUUCACAAAAGAAUUAAUAAGAAAGGAACUUGAAAAACUGAAGAACGAUUUGGAAAACAGAAAUCUCCCUGAUGUGAUAGAACAAAAUGAUAAAUACUUGAACUUAUUAAAAAACUCAACUCUUGACAUUGCCAUCACAGGGGUGUCAGGUGCUGGCAAAUCAUCCCUCGUGAACGCCCUGCGAGGUAUGACAGAUUCUGAAGAAGGUGCAGCUGAGACCGGGGAGACACAAAUAACGAUGGAGCGAAUGAAAUAUUCACAUCCUACAUUCCCAAAUGUAUCAAUAUGGGAUCUUCCCGGAAUUGGGACACCUGAUUUUAAAGCAAAGAACUACCUCAAGAAAGUACAUUUUAAGGAGUACGAUUUCUUCGUCAUCGUUGCCUCCAAUCGCUUCACAACAAAUGAUGUUCUCCUGGCUCGUGAAAUUCUAAAGAUGAAGAAAAAGUUCUACUAUGUGCGCACCAAAGUGGAUGUCAGCGUCGAUUCUGAAAGAAGGAAACCAAACUUCUGUGAGGAGAAGUGCCUGGACAAGAUAAGGGAAUACUGCUGUGACAAUCUGGCAAAAGCAGGAGAAUCUAAUCCACUGGUUUUUCUUAUCUCCAGGUGGGAUUUGAAUAUGUUUGAUUUUCCCCACCUGCAAGUGACCUUGGAGAAUGACUUGGAUGACCUCAAGAAGUAUGCCUUAAUUGCAUCAAUGCCAGCUUUCUCAAGAGACGUCCUGAAGAAGAAAAAGGCUGCUAUGGAGUCCCUUAUAUGGAAAGUAUCCCUUGUGUCUUGUGGUAUUGGGGCAAUUCCUGUCCCAGGACUCUCUCUUGUUUGUGAUAUUGGCAUCUUGGUGGCAACAAUGAGAUAUUUCUGCAAGGUCUUUGGCUUGGAUGAAGAUUCCCUCCGUAGACUUGCAAGCCGGGUUCGUAAACCUCUGAGCAUGUUGAGAUCUGCUAUCAAAAAGUCCCCGAUGGCCAGCCAAGUCACUACUGAAUUUGUAACUGAUCUUUUGACCAAGUCAUUAGUGUGCGGAGCGGUGAUGGCGGCCGAAUUUGCUCUUGAUUUUGUGCCUGUGUUGGGCUCUCUCACUGGUGGAGCGCUUUCUUUUGUAACCACCUUCUACAUCCUGAAGAGCUUUCUGCAUGAUGUUGAGGAAGAUGCAGAGAACGUCCGAGCAAAAGCUGUGGAGUCCUAA
This is a messenger RNA of Eublepharis macularius, 1191 nucleotides long. Its product is annotated as interferon-inducible GTPase 5-like. The record is from RefSeq and is a predicted model, not a curated record. The transcript has a single exon. Gene Ontology annotation, molecular function: GTPase activity; GTP binding. Gene Ontology annotation, cellular component: membrane. NCBI's taxonomy places the organism in Eukaryota, Metazoa, Chordata, Lepidosauria, Squamata, Eublepharidae. The coding region runs from base 1 to 1191 and encodes 396 amino acids.